AUGACUAUGAAAAUGAGAAGGUCACGAGGGACCAUUCUCAUAGCCACAGUGCUUCUAAUUCACAUAAUAGCAUUCUCCCUUUUCAAGUUCGGCGACAAUACCCACACCUUGGAUCGUUUCAAAGAAAGCAUUCUAGACUUGAAAAAGGCUCUUCUCGAAAAUUCAUACACGAAAAAGCCUAGUGAUGGCUUCGACCAAAAGGUUGACAGCAUAUUACAAACAAUAAUCAGAAACCAGGAUGAAGAAACUGAGAAGUUGCUUUAUUCUUCUGACCUUAAGAAUAGAAAAGACUUCAACGAAAUCAUAUUGCCAGACUAUCUAAUAGACACCACCAAGAAACAACCCCAAGUCCAACACUUCGACCCAAGAUUCACUGUUGGGUUGAUAACAAACUAUCUUACCCGAAAAAUCAGUCUGGGAGAAAUCAAAGACAAAGAUGAACUUGUUCUUCCAUACUUCCACUGGAGUGAUUUCGUAGAUCUUUCUGAGUUGAACCAAUACUUCCAUUCGAAAGACAAGGCUGACUGUAAAUUCUUUAGUUUUGUUCCGCCUACACGUUCAAAACUUGCAAGGUUGGAAGUCCUUCCAAUUGAACUGUAUUGCUUGAAUGAAGACACUAUCGACGAUCUUCUCACAACAUCCACAGACUCCACGUUGGUGGACAAUUUGAGAGUCAUUAAAGAACAACAAUACUCCAGUGGUUUCCACAUCUAUACGGCUCCAGGAAGAUCUACUUUUAAAUUAAGACCUAUCUUAGCAAAAUCCUAUUUGCACGAUUUCAUGUUGGCUCCAUACUCCAUUCUCAUGCUUUUACCUGAACAAAAGUCAAUUAACAUUCAAAUAGACAGAGACAUCACUAAAGCAAAGAAGAAUUUGCUCAAAUCUGGAAUUGCCACUUCCUAUAUUGAAAUGUUUAAAGUAGAAAAUGGAGGCGAUGGGCCGGUAACUCUUAAUAUCCAGAAGGAAUUGAGUGCUUUCAUUGACGCAACAAACAAACAUCCUAACUUGCUUCAACCAGUCAAUACUCUUAAGUAUGAAAAGGCACUUGACCAUGCCCAGUUUAUAGAUGAAUCAAAGGCUAUCUUGCGUGAAAUGAAACGAGAGGAUGUUUCGAAGUUCACUCUUCAUCAAAAGUCCUAUUUUGAAGCUCUCGAAUAUUCUAUUGGUUGUCAGGAUCCUCCCAAGUAUUUCCACGAAGCCAAGAUCUUCCAGUCAGAAAGGAAUUUUGCUAUUGGGGCCCAUUAUGACUGGAGGUUCUUUAACGGAGUUGUCAACAAUAAACCGAAGCAUCAGCCAGCAUUACAUCAGUUGAUCCAAGCAUGGUUCAGGUUCACAAACUCUCAAGACAUCACUACUUGGAUUGCACACGGGACGUUGCUUUCUUGGUACUGGGAUGGAAUGUCGUUUCCAUGGGAUAAUGAUAGCGAUGUUCAAAUGCCAAUUGACCAAUUGCAUAAACUUUCACGUAACUUCAACCAAACCUUGAUUAUAGACAUAGGUAACGAUCCAGUAACACAGGAAAUUAGAUAUGGGCGUUAUUUCAUAGACUGUGGCAGUUUCUUGAGUUCUAGAGAACGUGGCAAUUCCAAUAAUUUCAUAGAUGCCCGUUUCAUAGAUGUUGACACAGGAUUGUAUGUGGACAUCACAGGUCUUGCUGUAUCUCGAACCCCAUCUCCUGGUAGGUACGACGGUUUCUUGACAAGAGAGUUGGCCAGAACACCUGGCAAUAGCGACGUUAGUGAGUUUAUGAGAAACGACUUUUUGCAAGUAUACAAUUGUCGGAAUAAUCACUUCCUGAGGCUUGCUGACUUAUCGCCAUUGAAGCUUCUGAUGCAUGAAGGCGAAUAUGCCUACCUCCCUAAUCAGGUUGAAUCAGCUUUGUCAACUGAAUACGGAGAAAAAAGUAUCAAGUUGCAGUCUUUCAACGUUUACACGUUCAUUCCUAGGAUCAGAAACUGGAUUCCUGUGAAGAAGUUGAAAGCAAGCCUCCAGAACAAAGGGGUUAGACAGAAAGGAACUGGGGUUCUGGUGUUAGAAUUUGCAGAAGAAGAAUGCUUGAAGAUUCUCAGUGAGAACAGUGACCUUCUUAUGGAAUACUUAGUCACAAGGGAAGUUACUGAAAGACACGAAUUGGAGUUAAUCAGCAUGCGAGAUGGAAAUGAUCCAAAACGCUUCUUCACAUCUUCUGGCAAAUUGAAGCAAGGAAAUCCAUUGAGACAUGACAGCUUUUCGCUAUCUGCGUUCCAUGAUAAGUACAAGUUCGAAGAGUCCAUUGAUCAGACUGUCAAUUUUAUAUCCUCCCUUGAGAUGCAAACCCCACCAGAAAAGGUAGAACCAGCAGAACAAACACAAACCAAGAAAAUAUCAACCAGGAAGGAUCUUCCCAAGUUGGUUGAGUGA
Molecule: messenger RNA, 2400 nt
Organism: Scheffersomyces stipitis CBS 6054
Lineage: Eukaryota; Fungi; Ascomycota; Pichiomycetes; Serinales; Debaryomycetaceae
Gene: MNN41
Exons: 1
Coding region: 1-2400 (799 amino acids)
Source: RefSeq, a predicted model, not a curated record